Messenger RNA from Polistes canadensis, 1507 nucleotides. It is a transcript of the gene Atg6, whose product is annotated as beclin-1-like protein. The coding region runs from base 120 to 1412 and encodes 430 amino acids. The record is from RefSeq and is a predicted model, not a curated record. The transcript has 5 exons. Gene Ontology annotation, cellular component: phosphatidylinositol 3-kinase complex, class III, type II; phosphatidylinositol 3-kinase complex, class III, type I; phagophore assembly site. Gene Ontology annotation, biological process: autophagosome assembly; late endosome to vacuole transport; cellular response to nitrogen starvation. Lineage: Eukaryota; Metazoa; Arthropoda; Insecta; Hymenoptera; Vespidae.
AUGAACUUAAUCAGCUGAUUGUCUUCCAAGCGUCAAAAAAGUAUUUGUCAAUAACGUUUAUAAUUGAGUGAGUUUUGAUUAAUAAAAUAAAAUAGUGCAUCGUAGGAAUAAAAAAUACGAUGAUGGAUAUGAAAAGUAACGUAAGUUUUACGUGCCAGAGAUGCUUACAACCAUUGAGAUUAGAUUCCAGUUUUAACUAUCUAGGAGAACAUACUUUGGCUGAACUCUCACUACCCCUUCAGCAACAAGUCGUUGCAGAAUUAGAGCCUGCGAGUGGUAGUUUGGAACAUUCAGUACAACCGUUCAGAUUAACAGAAUCAGGAAAUGGGAAUAAUGGUUUCAUGCUGGUUGGUGAUACUGGUGAAUCAGAAAAUUUAAGUCAUCAUUUAAAAGUAAGAGCGACACUGUUUGAUAUAUUAAGCAGUAGUAGUUCUGCAGAUCAUCCACUUUGCGAUGAAUGUACAGACAGUUUGUUGCUGCUAAUGGAUCAGCAACUACGAAUGACAGAAGGCGAAUGGUCGGACUAUAAUGAAUAUUUAAAAAAAUUAGAAUCUGAACAGCAACAAUUGGGAUACGAAGAUAUUGAGAUGGAAAAUUUAACUAAGGAAUUACAAGAUGCUAAAUCGGAAGAGGAAAGAAUGAUAAGCGAAUUGGAAGCUUUGAGAAAAGAAGAAUCAGCUACGAGAAAUGCUAUCGCUGAACAAGAGAAAGAAAGAGUCAGAUUGCAAAGCGAGGAAGAAAGAUAUUGGAGAGAAUACUCAAGACACAAACGAGAUCUUAUGUUAAGUGACGACGAGUGUCGAAGUUUGGAGUGUCAAUUGGCCUAUGCAGCUUCUCAACUUGAAAGACUGAAGAAAACAAAUGUUUUCAAUGCUACAUUUCACAUUUGGCAUUCAGGACAUUUUGGAACUAUUAAUUCAUUUCGUUUAGGACGUUUACCUAGUGCACCCGUUGAUUGGAGCGAAAUCAAUGCCGCAUGGGGACAAACAACUCUUUUAUUAGCAUCACUCGCAAGAAAAAUGAAUUUGACUUUUAAACGCUUUCGUUUAGUACCAUUUGGUAAUCACAGUUAUAUCGAAGCAUUAGAUCAACAUAGAGAACUUCCUUUGUAUGGAAGCGGCGGUGUCAAAUUUUUAUGGGAUACGAAAUUCGAUGCAGCUAUGGUUGCAUUUCUCGAUUGUUUACAACAAUUUAAAGAACAGGUUGAAAAGGGAGAUAGUGGAUUUUGUUUACCAUACAGAAUGGACCGUGGUAAAAUAGAAGAUUCUGCUACAGGAAACUCGUACUCCAUCAAAAUCCAAUUUAAUUCGGAGGAACAAUGGACCAAGGCCUUGAAGUUUUUGUUAACUAAUUUAAAAUGGGGACUCGCUUGGGUCAGUUCUCAAUUUACAAAAGACGAUAACGAGCAUUGAUGUAAUAAUUGAUCAUUGUGUAUUUUGUCUAUGCAACUAUUUCUUAUUUGCUUGUGUACAUCCGCUCGAUUUGUAAAUAAAAUUGUUCUAUAAAU